This is a messenger RNA of Entrophospora sp. SA101, 457 nucleotides long. Lineage: Eukaryota; Fungi; Glomeromycota; Glomeromycetes; Entrophosporales; Entrophosporaceae. The record is from the annotation of a GenBank genome assembly.
AUGAGGUUGUUAAAUAGUGUUGUGGCAUUUUCUAAGGAUGAAAAACUUGAAACGAUUUUCAUUGCAAACACAAAUGGUCAUAAUAGUCUUUCAGUGGACACAGAUAAAAACAUAAAGGAAGAUUCCUUUGUUCACAAGGCAUUGGAAUCUGUAUUAAAAGCUUUUUACCAAGACACUGCAAAUAUAAAACUCAAAUGGUCAACUGAUGUUUUAGAAGCAUCUGCUAAUAGGAAAAAGAAGUUUGACCCAUCACUAAGAGGCAGAAUACCAGAUUUUUCUGUUAGCUAUUCUUACAAAAAUAGAAAAGUUGAUUUAUUAGUUGUGGAAGUCAAACCACCAAACAAGGUUUUCGCUGAUUUAGUUAAAUUGGGAAACGAACUAAAAGAUGUUCUUGAUAAAGCUGCUGAAGAUGGAAUUUGUUGUAAUAAUUUACGUGUAUGUGGAUUGUUAGUGGAAG